Penicillium olsonii is the source of this 1056-nucleotide messenger RNA. The record is from the annotation of a GenBank genome assembly. NCBI's taxonomy places the organism in Eukaryota, Fungi, Ascomycota, Eurotiomycetes, Eurotiales, Aspergillaceae.
AUGAAUGACCGACGGCUGUUUGUUAACAGUGGAAUGCUUCGAGUUCAACCCUCUGACCAUCUGGCCAAACUCGAAAAAGAGACGUUGGACAGCAUGCAGCGAGACGGAUUGCGAGACACGCAAUUCGUGAAGAGUAAUUUGACGGACUGCGAGCGCGCCGAAAACCUGGGCUGGAAAAACAAACUUCUCGAUUUCGAGAUUCCCGAAUCCCCUGGCAAAAGCUAUGAAGCAGUCCUGGACUCAUUGGCCGGCUUCUUACGAUGCAGCAAUGCCUGCGCUCACUAUCGGGAGGUGGCCGUUGCUAAAGGCGUCAAAUUUCACCUCGGAUCGGAGCGUGGAGCCGUUGAGACAUUAAUCAAAGUUGCUAGCAGCAUCGAUCCGAAGAAGAUGAAGGUAACAGGACUCAAAACAAAGGACGGAGUGAUCCAUGAAGCCGAUACUGUUGUUGUCGCUGCUGGGUCAUUCUCAACACAAAUACUUCCUGACUUGAGUUACCACCUUGAAUCAUCUGCCGGAAGUCUUGCAACAUUCAAGAUAGAUCCAGGAAUUACUGACCUAUGGGAAAAGUAUUCACCCGAGCGUUUCCCUGUCAUGACUUGGAAGAGCACUCCACGGGAUAAGUCAGGAAAAGAUACAGGAAGUAUAUAUGUUCUACCACGAACCCCUGAAGGUCUGGUAAAGAUUGGAUACCGUGGAAUCAAAUGGACGAAUUUCCACCCGGCUCCCAGUGAUGCACCAUUCUCCCAGGACGGCCAAUGGUCGACGCCUCUUCCCUUGGAUGAGUGCUCAAUUCUCCCAGAGCCGGCCUUACAUGCAGUCAGCCAGUUUGUGUCUAUUUUCAUGCCCGAAUUCGUGAAUGCCCCGUUUUAUUCUACGAAACUUUGCUGGUAUACCGAUUCCUUGGAUAAUUCCUUCGUGCACGCAGCAGACAUUCUUGAAAAUGGUGACAAGAGCUCAUCUUUUAUGCGCCCGUUCUGGCGCUGGCGCCCCGACGCACCCCGGAGAAAUGGCCUGGAAGAAGGGCCCGGUGGACCGCGAGAUAUUGGCCACGCCUAA